GUGGUGCCCCCCGGGCACGGGGCCAUGUACAACGGGAUCGGGCUGCCGACGCCCCGGGGCAGCGGCACCAACGGCUACGUCCAGCGCAACCUGUCCCUGGUGCGAGGCCGCCGUGGUGAAAGGCCUGACUACAAGGGCGAGGAGGAACUGCGGCGCCUGGAGGCUGCCCUGGUGAAGCGGCCCAAUCCUGACAUCCUGGACCACGAGCGCAAGCGGCGCGUGGAGCUGCGAUGCCUCGAGCUGGAGGAGAUGAUGGAAGAGCAGGGGUACGAGGAACAACAAAUUCAGGAAAAAGUGGCGACCUUUCGACUCAUGUUGCUGGAGAAGGAUGUGAACCCUGGGGGCAAGGAGGAGACCCCAGGGCAGAGGCCAGCUGUAACUGAGACUCAUCAGUUGGCUGAGUUGAAUGAGAAGAAGAAUGAGCGACUCCGUGCUGCCUUUGGCAUCAGCGAUUCCUAUGUGGAUGGCAGCUCUUUUGAUCCUCAGCGUCGGGCUCGAGAGACUAAACAGCCAGCCCCAGAGCCCCCUAAACCUUACAGUCUUGUCCGAGAGUCCAGCAGUUCUCGAUCUCCAACCCCAAAGCAGAAGAAAAAGAAAAAGAAGAAAGAUAGAGGACGCAGGUCAGAGAGUAGCUCUCCUCGACGAGAGAGGAAGAAGAGUUCAAAGAAGAAGAAGCACAGGUCAGAAUCAGAGUCCAAGAAACGGAAGCAUAGAUCUCCCACGCCAAAGAGCAAGCGUAAAUCAAAGGACAAGAAGCGGAAGCGGUCUCGAAGUACAACCCCAGCACCUAAAAGCCGCCGGGCUCACCGGUCAACUUCUGCUGACUCUGCUUCCUCCUCCGAUACUUCCCGCAGUCGGUCUCGUAGUGCUGCAGCUAAACCCCAUAUGACUGCCAUAAGCCCUUCUCCUGAGUCACGGCGCCAAGGGGAGGGAGAGGUGCCUCCCAGGGAAUCAGGUCCAGCCAACACAGGGCAACCGAGCAGCCCAGAGCCAUUAGCAAAGCAGCUGAGCAGUCCUCCAGAGGAUGACAAGAAGGAGAAAUCUGCAACUCGACCUAGCCCCUCCCCGGAGAGGAGCAACACAGGCCCAGAACCACCAGGUCCUACUCUGCUCCUUGCUGAGCAACGUGGCAGCUCCCCACAGCCCAUUGCAGCAACUCCCUUAAGUCAGGAGCCAGUAAACCCCCAACCUGAGGCCUCCCCAAGCCGGGGCCAUUCACUACCUAAGUCUCCAGAGAAGCCUCCCCAGUCAUCUUCCUCAGAGAGCUGUCCACCAUCCCCUCAGCCUGUCAAAGCUGCUCGGCACUCCAGCUCUUCCCCUGAGAGCCCCAAGCCCACGCCAGCUCCUGGGGCCCACCGAGAGAGUUCUUCUCCCAGAUCCAAGAGUCGCUCCCGUGGCCGAGCAAAGCGGGAUAAAUCACAUUCCUUUAGCCCAUCUCAUAGAACGGGGCGGUCUCGGAGCCCUGUUACUAAGAGAGGGCGAUCCCGCUCUCGAAGCCCUGCUAAAAGAGGUCAUUCUCGGUCUCGAUCCCCUCAGUGGCGUAGGUCUCGGUCUGUACAGAGGUGGGGACGGUCCAGGAGUCCCCAGCGACGUGGCCGCUCUAGAUCUCAACAGCGACCAGGAUGGUCUAGAAGCAGAAAUGCCCAGAGAAGAGGCAGGUCCAGGUCUGCAAGACGAGGCAGAUCACACUCUCGAUCUCCAGCCACAAGAGGCCGAUCUCAUUCUAGAACCCCGGCCCGGAGGGGUAGGUCCCGCUCUAGAACCCCGGCCCGGCGAAGGUCCCGGUCCAGAACAUCCACCAGACGGCGAUCCCGGUCUAGAACACCAGCCAGGCGGGGUAGGUCUCGUUCUAGAACACCUGCAAGGCGCAGGUCUAGGACCCGCUCGCCAGUGCGGCGCAGGUCUCGUAGUAGAUCACCAGCCCGCAGGAGUGGCAGGUCACGUUCUAGAACCCCUGCUCGCCGUGGAAGGUCACGCUCUAGGUCACCAGCCAGGCGCAGUGGCAGGUCACGCUCCAGGACACCAGCCAGGCGAGGGAGGUCUCGGUCUAGGACACCAGCUAGACGAGGGCGAUCCCGUAGUAGAAGUCUAGCUAGACGGGGGCGAUCUCACUCUAGAACACCCCCAAGGAGAGGCAGGUCUGGCUCAUCAUCAGAGCGGAAGAACAAAUCUAGAAUGUCACAACGCAGGAGUAGAUCCAACUCAAGUCCAGAUGUGAAAAAAUCAAGAGUUGCUUCACGACGAAGCCGAUCUCUCUCUUCACCAAGGUCCAAAGCAAAAUCCAGCUUGUCUUUGAGGCGAAGCCUCUCAGGGUCCUCUCUGGACCCUAAACAAAAGUCUCAAACACCUCCUAGGCGUAGUCGUUCUGGAUCCUCUCCACCUGAAGCAACAUCCAGAACACCCUCAAGACGAAGUCGUUCUGGCUCUUCUCCUAAGCAGAAAUCCAAAACCCCCCCGAGGAAGAGUCAUUCUAGCUCAUCUCCUCAUGUUCACAUCAGAUCUGAAACACCACCACCUGGGCAAGAAUCUGCAGCCAGUCCCAAGGUGGAUGAGCAGUCUGGGACACCAGGAAGGCGGAGCCACUCUGGAUCCUCUCCCUGCCCUGUGGUCAAGUCCACGCCACCCAGACGGAGCCAGUCAGGAUCCUCACCUGAACCCGAAGGAACAUCUAGGACGCCUCAAAGACACACUCAAACAGGAUCUUUUUCUCCACAGCCUGAGACAAAGGAGGCAGUGUCACCCACACGAAGUCACUCAAGCUCCUCCUCUCCAAGUCCCAGUAGGGUGCCUUUGAGACCACCACCAAGGCAGAGCCGUUCAGAGUCUCCCACCUCUAAGGAAGAAUUGAAUUUACCAAGCCAGAGCCGCUCUAGAUCCUCCUCACCAGAAACCAAAGGGCAGCCUGGAACACCUCUAAGACAAAGUCACUCAGGGUCUACUUCACCAUGCCCCAAUGUCAAGCUGCAAGCUCACCCAGGGCAGUGUGCCUCUGAAUUAAAGUCACCACAUCCUCAAGAGAAUCCCAAAGGUUCACUAGCACUAAGUAGCUUGAGCUCCUCCCUGUGUCCAGGAGUAAGCUCUGGUACAUCACCAGGAGACAGCUGCUUGGGCUCCUCACUGCUACAGCAGAAAGGACAGUCUCAAAUAUCACCAGUCCAUACCUCUGAGACUUCAAGUCCAGAAGCAAGACAGGCUUGCUCUGAAUCACACACACUACCAAGCAGUUCUCAGACACCCCUUAAGGGUACUCGAUCCAGGUCCUCAUCACCAGUCACUGACAUGGCGCCCAGAUCACCAGUGAGACACAGCAAACUGGAGUUGGAUUCAGAGCAGAGAUCACAGCCUGGAAUGGAACUUCAGUCUAUUCUCAAGCAGAGUAGAUCAGAAUCUUUGCCAGAAUUGAGAGAGAAAACAAACCUAUCUUCUCAAGAGCAUGUUCUGGCAUCGUCUCCCCUUAACAAGCCUGGGUCCUCUCCAGAUAGAAGAAGCCAGAACAGUGUGCCAGCUAAGCUGAGUCAAGAGGAAGACGCUAUGGAGGUGGUGGAGACAUCUGAAUCACUCUCAAAUCCUCUUCUGCCCCUCUUGUCUCCAGAACCCAAAGAAAUGACUGGACAGGACUUUGAAUCAUCACUCUCUGAAGUAGAAAAGCAGUCUUUGUCAGUUGACCACAGGAAAUCCCAGGCUCCCCUUGAAGCAGCAGAAGUUCCUACACUGGUUUCGACAUGGAGAGGCCCCCAUUUUUCACCUGAACACAAAGAAAUGUCCACCUCUCCUCCAAGGGAGAAAAGCCUUGGGUCACCUUUAGAAUUUAGAAACUUGGGCACUGUGGUGACAGAAAUGAACACUGGAUCCUCUCCAGAGGCUAAAGAAGACUUCAGUGGGCCUUUUCUGAGUCAGCUGGAGACAGACCGAUCUCUAGACAUGAAGGAACAAUCUACAAGAUCAUCCAGACACAGCAGUUCAGGAAUGUCCCCAGAUGUAGCAGAAAAAGCUGGUGUGCCUUCAAAUCCGAGCAUCUCCUCCCCUGUUCUUGAUGCUGUUCCAAGAACACCUUCAAGGGAAAGAAGUAGUUCUGCUUCCUCCCCUGAGCUGAAAGAUGGCUUACCUAGAACCCCAUCGCGGAGAAGCCAGUCUGGCUCUUCCCCUGGGCUGAGAGAUGGUUCUGGGUCACCCUCUAGGCACAGCUUAUCUGGAUCCUCCCCCGGGACCAAAGAUGUACCCAGAACACCAUCCAGAGGCAGGAGUGAAUGUGACUCUUCUCCAGAAACAAAGGCUUUGUUGCAGACUUCCAGGCCAAAGAGCCAUUCUCCAUCCUCACCUGAACUCCACAAUAAAUGUCUGACUCCUCAAAGGGAAAGGAGUGACUCUGAGUCCUCAGGUGAGCAGAAGACCUCAUCCAGGAUUCUCUGUGGGCAGAGAAGCCGGUCUGUAUCAUCCCAGGAUCCUGAUGGGAAAGGUGCCUCUCAAGAGCAGAGCGAUUCAGAUUCUUCUCCAGAUCCCAAGGCUCAGGCUAGAAUUCCGCUCAGACAAAGGGCCUGCUCUGGGUCAUCUCUGGAAGCUGAGGGUAAAUCUCAACCAUCCCCUCAGCGCAGCAGGUCUGGUUCAUCCUCCAAAACUGUUGAAAAGUCAAGAGCAGUACCUAGGGUACCAAGCAGCACAGAGUCCUCUCCAGAGCCGAAAGCUCUUCCCCCUCGGGCACUUCCCAGACGCAGCCGAUCUGGCUCUUCCAGCAAAGGCAGGGGUCCUUCUCCUGAAGGAAGCACCAGUUCUGGGUCCUCUCCAGAGCAUCCUCCCAAAUCCAGAGCUACCAGGAGAAGCUGUAGAUCCUCCCCAGACCCCAAAACCAAGUCUCGCACUCCACCUCGGAGGCACAGUUCACGAUCAUCACCAGAGCUGACAAGAAAGGCGAGACUCUCCAGGAGAAGCCGCUCAGCCUCAUCUUCACCUGAGACUCGCUCCAGAACACCCCCCAGGCGCCGCAGGAGCCCCUCUGUGUCUUCACCAGAACCUGCAGAGAAGUCACGGUCCUCACGUCGCCGGCGUUCAGCUUCAUCCCCACGCACUAAGACGGUGUCCAGGAGAGGCCGCUCACCUUCACCAAAGCCUCGAGGUCUACAGCGCUCUCGUUCCCGCUCUCGGAGGGAAAAAACAAGGGCAACACGAAGGCGUGAUAGAUCGGGUUCCUCUCAGUCCACUUCACGAAGGAGACAGCGAAGCCGGUCAAGGUCCCGUGUUACUCGCCGUCGGAGGGGUGGCUCUGGUUACCACUCUAGGUCACCUGUCAGGCAGGAAAGUUCCCGCACCUCCUCCCGACGCCGGAGGGGCCGCUCACGAACACCCCCAGCCAGCCGGAAGCGUUCCCGCUCACGAACCUCACCUGUGCUGUGGAAGCGUUCCAGGUCCCCAGCUGUUCAUCGCAGAUCCCGAUCUCGAACACCACUGGUUAGCAGGCGCCGGUCCCGGUCCCGCACCUCACCAGUCAGUAGGAGACGCUCCAGAUCUCGGACAUCAGUGACUCGAAGAAGAUCUCGCUCCAGAGCAUCACCUGUUAGCCGUAGGCGGUCCAGAUCCAGGACCCCACUGGUGACCCGCAGGCGGUCCAGGUCCAGAAGUCCAGCCACACGCCGUAGAUCACGUUCCAGAACACCUCCAGUAACUCGCCGUAGGUCACGGUCUCGGACACCACCAGUGACCAGGAGGCGUUCUAGAAGCAGAACCUCACCAGUCGCACGCAGAAGGUCCAGGUCCAGAACCUCUCCGAUCACCCGACGGAGGUCCCGCUCUCGCACUUCUCCAAUAACUCGCCGGCGAUCCCGCUCACGCACCUCACCAGUAACCCGCCGGCGCUCCCGCUCCCGCACUCCACCUGCCAUCCGGCGGCGCUCCAGGUCCCGCACACCCUUGCUGCCACGCAAACGAUCUCGCAGUCGCUCACCCCUCAUCAUCCGCCGACGCUCCAGGUCCCGCACGCCGAGAACCACGCGGGGCAAGAGGUCUCUGACCAGGUCCCCUCCAGCCAUCCGCCGGCGCUCUGCAUCUGGGAGCAGCUCGGACCGCUCCCGUUCCGCAACACCACCUGCCACAAGGAAUCACUCUGGGUCUCGCACCCCCCCAAUGGGGCUUAGUGGCUCUCGGAUGAGCUGCUUUAGUCGGCCCAGCAUGUCGCCAACACCCCUAGACCGAUGCAGAUCACCUGGCAUGCUGGAGCCUCUGGGAGGCUCUAGAGCACCCAUGUCUGUCCUGCAGCAGGCGGGCAGUUCCCUGAUGGACGGCCCUGGCCCCCGAAUUCCUGAUCACCCGAGAACCUCAUCAGUACCUGAAAACCAUGCGCAGUCCAGGAUAGCUCUUGCACUGACAGCCAUCAGUCUGGGUACUGCUCGACCACCUCCGUCCAUGUCUGCUGCUGGUCUUGCUGCCAGGAUGUCCCAAGUGCCGGCACCGGUACCUCUGAUGAGUCUCAGAACAGCUCCAGCGGCCAAUCUGGCCAGCAGGAUCCCAGCAGCCUCAGCAGCAGCCAUGAACUUGGCCAGUGCCCGAACACCCACCAUGCCAACAGCCGUUAACCUGGCUGACUCACGCACGCCAGCCACUGCUGCUGCCAUGAACCUAGCCAGUCCCCGAACAGCAGGCACCCCUUCAGCUGUUGGUCUCACAGAUCCACGUGCUCCCUCGGCCUCAGCAGUGAAUUUGGCAGGAGCCAGAACUCCAUCUCUGGCAGCUCUGAAUCUAACAGGAUCUGGGUCCGCUCCAGCAGCUACAAGCUAUUCUUCCAGCUCCAGAACAGCUCAAGCUUCAGCACCCUCCAACCUGGUGGGCCCCAGGUCCACCCAUGCCACUGCCCAGGGGACAGUUGCUGGUUCCAGAACCUCUGCAGCCCUGGCCUCAGGCAGCCUCACCAGCACCAGGAUGGCUCCAGCCCUGUCUGGGGCCAAUCUCACCAGCCCUAGGGUACCCAUCUCUGCUUAUGAGCGGGUCAGUGGCCGAGCUUCACCUCCGCUCCUUGACCGAGCAAGAUCACGCACACCACCUGGAGGUGCAGGCUCCAGAACCCCGCCAUCUGCCCUGAGCCAGUCCCGAAUGCCUUCUGAGCGGGCACCCUCGCCUUCUACUAGGAUGGGCCAGCCUUCCUCACAGGCUGCUCUACCUUCAGCACAGGAGCGCUCCAGAUCCCCUGGCCCACCCGGCUUUGCAGACCAGUCCCGAUCUCUGUCCGCCCAGACUGCCCCAGGAGCAGGGUCUCAGGCUCUCUCAUCUGGGGCAAAGACCGCAUCCUCUGCUGGUGACCACAAUGGCAUACUUGCAGACCCUGCUCCUGGGGUGUUCCACUCUGAGGGUGGGGAGCUGCCUGCCGCCUCUGGGGCCCCAGCACUGGCUACCCUGCAGCCCAUCAAGGAGCGGAGGAGCUCAUCGUCCUCAUCUUCAUCCUCGAGCUCAUCCUCCAGCUCUUCGUCCUCGUCCUCAUCUUCGUCCUCAUCUGGUUCCAGUUCCAGUGACUCGGAGGGCUCCAGCCUUCCCACACAGCCUGAGGUGGCCCUGAAGAGGGUUCCCAGCCCAGCCCCUACUCCAACCCCAAAGGAGGCUGUUCGAGAGGGCCGUCCAACUGAGCCAGCUCCAGCCAAGAGGAAGAGACGCACCAGCAGUUCAAGCUCUAGCUCCUCCUCCUCUUCCUCUUCCUCUUCCUCUUCUUCCUCCUCUUCAUCUUCCUCCUCUUCUUCCUCUUCCUCCUCGACGUCUUCCUCCUCCUCCUCCUCUUCCCCUUCCCCUGCAAAGCCUGGGCCUCAGGCUUUGCCUAAACCGGCAAGCCCCAAGAAGCCAACCCCUGGAGAGAGGAGAUCUCGAAGCCCAAGGAAGCCAAUAGACUCUCUCCGGGAUUCUCGGUCCCUCAGCUAUUCACCUGCAGAGCGUCGCCGCCCAUCACCACAGCCUUCGCCCCAGCAAAGCAGCAGCAGUGAGCGAGGUUCCCGGAGAGGCCAGCGUGGGGAUAGCCGCUCCCCAAGCCACAAGCGUAGGCGGGAGACACCCAGCCCUCGGUCUGCACGUCACCGCUCCUCCAGGUCUCCCUGA
This is a messenger RNA of Elephantulus edwardii (Cape elephant shrew), 8064 nucleotides long. RefSeq names its product serine/arginine repetitive matrix 2 (gene SRRM2). Lineage: Eukaryota; Metazoa; Chordata; Mammalia; Macroscelidea; Macroscelididae. The record is from RefSeq and is a predicted model, not a curated record. The transcript is spliced from 14 exons. Gene Ontology annotation, molecular function: mRNA binding; protein binding. The coding region runs from base 25 to 8064 and encodes 2679 amino acids.